CACAGCGACAUGCACUGGAUUACGCUUCUGUAAUUAAGUCUAAUUAAUUACAUGUUAAUUGCCGCAGUUAUUUAGAGAUAAAAUGCUGAAGUAUGUAAUCGCACUUAUUUCAGUGGCUUUAGCAGUAUGGACGGUUCCCGACACCUUUACAUUCUUAACCUCAUGGCUUUCUGGGAGCUUAGAGUCGGACAGGUUGUUGAGUCAGGACGAGCUGUCUCUUUAUACCGGGACACAGAACAGCAAAGGACUGUACCUCGCUAUUUUAGGACAGGUGUUUAAUGUUGAAAAGGGAAGAAGACAUUACGGUCCAGGUCGAAGUUAUCAUUCCUUUGCAGGAAGAGAUGCAUCCAAAGCCUUCGUUACGGGCGAUUUCACUGAGGAAGGUUUGACCGAUGAUGUGUCUGACCUUUCUCCAUCUCAAAUAGUGGCACUCUACGACUGGUUGGCUUUCUACCAGAAGGACUACACACCUGUAGGAAGAUUGAUUGGCCGGUUCUACAGCGACAGCGGGAAGCCCACAGAUGCCCUGCUGCAGGUGGAAGUCGCUUUGGCUCAGGGACUGAAACAGAAAGCCCAGGUUGAAAAGGAGAACGAGCUCUACCCAGCCUGUAACUCAGAGUGGAGCUCUGCAGCAGGAAAACGUGUAUGGUGCUCUACAAAAAGUGGCGGAGUCCAUAGAGAAUGGGCUGGUGUUCCCAGAAUGCUCUUUAAGCCAGGCGUAGGCCAUACACGCUGCGUAUGUGUACGAGUGGAUGACCACACCCAUUCAAGCAAUCCAAAUCUUCAGCAGUAUAAGGAUUGUCCACCUCACUCAGAGUCCUGCUUUCUUGGUCACGAAUGAACUAUCCGGAACUAUGAAUAUUUUUUACUGUGGUUACUUUUUCUAUGUUGUUAGAAUGUAGUUUACCAGCUGGUCUGUACAAAGUAUUACAUUGAUGGGCAGCUAAAGAAAAGCAAUAUUUGAUCAUUCAUAAUCAAAGGUGCAAACAGCGAGAAGAGCCCGACAUCUGUGUGAAUGGAUGUGGGUGGCUCCUCACUACUCAGUUAAGUUCAGUCUGUACACUAGUGUGCUAAACUAAUAAAACAUCACAAACCAUGUACUCCACUUUUACAGAGUAUAUACCAUAUGCGGUUUGGGACAGAGCACCUCAUUCAGCAAGACAUUACAUGUGUUGUUGAUCAGUAGCAUAACUUUGUUAAUAAAGUGGAGCUUAACUUUAUUAUCUGGAAUUAUGGUGAUCAUAUUGUUUAUUUUUAAAUUAAUUAACUUGGAACAAGUGGUGGGCAUUUAAAAAUAUACUAGAUUUAAUCUAUUAUAUUGUGUGUUUUUGGUCAUACUAUCGUGGUGGAGACAUACAGAGUAUAGUGUGAUCUACUGUUAAGCUUUUUCACUUUUUUCCUAUUAUUUUAUGGGGAGUCACACUGAGUUUGUGUGGCUCUCUGUACGCAACACAGAAGAAGUAGCUACAGAUGUUUAAGAUCAGGGGUCGUGCAAGCAGCAGCAGAUUCACAAUCUGGAAAUGGAUAUGACUAGACUAGGAGAUGCAGAAUGCAAAAAAUAGCCUACUUUUAAAUAAAUGAAACGUACACAUUUUAAGUAAACAA
This is a messenger RNA of Trichomycterus rosablanca, 1605 nucleotides long. Its product is annotated as neuferricin. Gene Ontology annotation, cellular component: membrane; endomembrane system. The record is from RefSeq and is a predicted model, not a curated record. The coding region runs from base 83 to 841 and encodes 252 amino acids. The transcript has 4 exons. NCBI's taxonomy places the organism in Eukaryota, Metazoa, Chordata, Actinopteri, Siluriformes, Trichomycteridae.